Physcomitrium patens is the source of this 889-nucleotide messenger RNA. Lineage: Eukaryota; Viridiplantae; Streptophyta; Bryopsida; Funariales; Funariaceae. The record is from RefSeq and is a predicted model, not a curated record.
AUGGAGCAUGGAUGGGAUGUAGGGGUGGGCGAAGAAAGCGCGGGCAUGGGUAGAAAGGAGGAGGAGGAUGCUGAUGGUGGUGGUGAAUUAGAGGCCCUUCUCUGCACUGCAGUGCACUCUGCUGCGUUGUUGCUUCAUCGUGUGUAUGUUGCUGUUGGUGGGGAAUUUCCAGCGAUGGCGGCCUCCACUGUCUCCCACGCCCUCUCGGCUCUCACCCUCGGACCCACUGUCUGUGUUGAUCAGGGCUCUCUCCGCUGCCCCAUCUCCCUGUCCUCUGGUGUCUCGCUUGCUGGUGUUUCCGAGAGUGGCGGUGCAGCUCAGAGAGGCCGUCUGCAAAUUCGGUGCGCUCGUGUUGGAGGAGUGGAGAUCCCCAACAACAAGCGCGUCGAGGUCGCAUUGACGUACAUUCAUGGAGUUGGCAACACCACUUCCAAGCAAAUUCUGUUGGACGUGGGUCUUGAGAACAAGAUAACGAAGGAGCUCUCUGAGGAGGAGCUCACGUCGCUUCGUGAUGAGGUGUCGAAGUACAUGAUUGAGGGAGACCUUCGACGAUUCAACACCCUGGCGAUCAAGCGGUUGAAAGAUAUCCAGUGCUACCGUGGGAAGCGUCACCUAGCAGGUUUGCCUUGCAGGGGGCAAAGCACGAAGUGUAAUGCGAGGACGAGGAGGGGCAAGAAGGUCACAAUUGCUGGCAAGAAGAAGGCUCCCGGAAAGUAGAAAGGAUAGUAAUUGAAUUUUCAGGUUGAAUUAAAUUCCUGUACACCUAUAUCUGUUGACUACAGUUAUUAUUUGAACACUAUGAAAUUACGUCGUAAUCUGACGUGUCAUGGCAUGUUGAUUGAGGUUAUUCACAUGAAGAUAUACGAGCUUUCCGGAAGUUAUGCACAGA